Dermatophagoides pteronyssinus (European house dust mite) is the source of this 1383-nucleotide messenger RNA. RefSeq names its product sodium-dependent organic anion transporter-like. Gene Ontology annotation, molecular function: bile acid:sodium symporter activity. The record is from RefSeq and is a predicted model, not a curated record. Gene Ontology annotation, biological process: bile acid and bile salt transport. Lineage: Eukaryota; Metazoa; Arthropoda; Arachnida; Sarcoptiformes; Pyroglyphidae. Gene Ontology annotation, cellular component: membrane.
UUCAAUAUUACAAUCAUCAUCAUCAUCUAUUAUUGAAAAUAUUAUAACUGAUGGUACUGAAUUAUUUAAUACAUCAACCAAUACAACAGCUAAAAUAAUUGUAAAAGCAACACCAUUAUUAAAAUUAAUACAUGAUUAUUUAUUGGUUAUAUUACUUAUAUCGGUAAUGUUUUCAAUGGGUUGUGGUGUAACAAUUUUUGAGGUAUGGAAUCAUCUAAGAAGACCAACAGCCGUUUUAGUUUGUAUUGCUGCACAAUUUUUUCUUGUACCAUUUAUCGGUUAUUUAAUUAUAACAUUAUUAGAAUUAGAAGUUUUACAUUCAACCGGAUUGUUAAUAUUGGCAUGUUGUCCAGGUGGUGUUACAUCAAAUAUUUUCACCUUUUUAGCUGAUGGUGAUCUUCCAUUAAGUAUUACAAUGACAUCGGUUGCAACAAUUGCAGCAUUAUUAUUAAUGCCAUUAAAUGUAUGGCUUUAUGGUCGUAAUCUUGAAACAAAUAAUUUAGUUAUACCAUAUAUGGAAAUGUCAAUAACAUUAAUAUUAGUUACAAUACCGGUUAUUAUUGGUAUGAUAAUUAAUUGGCGUUUGCCAAAAUAUACACCAUAUAUAACAAAAAUUGGUGUAUUUGCUGGUUUUGGUAUUAUUUGUUUUUGUCAAUCAUUAGAAGUAAUUAUAUUUCCCGAUAUAUUUUUCGGUGUACCAUAUCGUCUUUAUACUGCUGUUAUAUUAUUACCGGCAUUUAGUUUUAUGGCUGGUUAUAUAUUUGCUAAAAUAUUUCGUUUAGAUAAUAAAAUUUGUCGUACAAUCGGUAUUGAAAUUGGUAUUAAAAAUGUUGGUUCAGCAUUGACAAUCAUUUCGCUUUCAUUUACACUUCAGCAAUUAAAAAAAGCCUGGGUAUUUCCAUUUUUAUAUGCAUUUUCAUCAUUUUUAGUUAUAUUUGCUGUUACAAUUGGUUAUAAAAUGAUAAAACGUUUGGCUUUUAAUCAAUUACAUAAAGAUUUUCAACAAGUUAAUCAAACAACAAAUGAAAAAUUUAAAAAAAAUAUUAAUAAUGAUGAAAAUGAUAAUCGUAUUAUCAAUGUUAAUGAUGAUGAUGAAAUGAAUAUUAUAAAAGAACGUUUAUUAUUAGUAAAUGAACAAAAUGUUAAACAAUUUCAGAUUAUUAAUCAAAGAUAAUUGAUUAUUGAUUAUUGAUUAUCGGGUCAUCCAGAAAAUUCUCACCGUUUUUGCCUCUUUAUUUCUAAUAUUUUGCAUUAUUUUGUUCACAUUUUUUUCCUACAAACAUUUUUCUUAAUUUAGUUUUAGCACCUUUGAUUUAUAGAAUUUUGAAAAAUUACAUUUUGUUACACACUGAUUUUAUACUCAAAAAAAACUUAAUAAUAAUU